ACGCACGCACGUCGAGGUGCUGCUGCCGGGAGCUGAGGAGGCUGCGGCGUUGGUCUGCGGCGGUUGCUUUGGCGGCGGCCUUCCUGCGGCCGGAGGUUGGAGAGAAAUCCAGGUACUCAGUUGACUGGCCCUUUCUGCUGCCAUGGGGGAGCUUUUCCGGAGUGAGGAGAUGACCCUGGCCCAGCUUUUUCUACAGUCAGAAGCUGCUUAUUGUUGUGUCAGUGAAUUAGGAGAACUCGGAAAGGUUCAGUUUCGUGAUUUAAAUCCAGAUGUGAACGUUUUCCAGCGGAAAUUUGUGAAUGAAGUUAGAAGAUGUGAAGAAAUGGAUCGAAAGCUUCGAUUUGUUGAGAAAGAGAUAAGGAAAGCCAAUAUCCCAAUUAUGGACACUGGCGAAAACCCGGAGGUGCCCUUCCCCCGGGACAUGAUUGACUUAGAGGCCAAUUUUGAGAAGAUUGAAAAUGAACUGAAGGAAAUCAACACAAACCAGGAAGCUCUGAAGAGAAAUUUCUUGGAACUGACUGAAUUAAAAUUUAUACUUCGCAAAACUCAGCAGUUUUUCGAUGAGGCUGAAUUGCAUCAUCAGCAGAUGGCGGAUCCAGACCUGUUGGAAGAAUCCUCAUCCCUCUUGGAGCCAAGUGAGAUGGGAAGAGGCACGCCUUUAAGACUUGGCUUCGUGGCUGGUGUGAUUAACCGGGAGCGCAUCCCUACUUUUGAGCGCAUGCUUUGGCGGGUGUGCCGGGGGAAUGUGUUCCUGCGGCAGGCUGAAAUCGAGAACCCCCUGGAGGAUCCUGUGACUGGAGACUACGUGCACAAGUCUGUGUUCAUCAUUUUCUUCCAAGGCGAUCAGCUGAAAAACAGAGUCAAGAAAAUCUGUGAAGGGUUCCGGGCCUCAAUCUAUCCCUGUCCUGAGACGCCACAGGAGAGGAAGGAGAUGGCUUCUGGGGUUAAUACCAGGAUUGACGAUCUCCAAAUGGUUCUGAAUCAAACGGAGGAUCACCGCCAGAGGGUUCUGCAGGCAGCUGCUAAGAACAUCCGUGUCUGGUUCAUCAAAGUGCGGAAGAUGAAGGCCAUUUACCACACUUUGAACCUGUGCAAUAUAGACGUGACCCAGAAGUGCCUGAUUGCGGAGGUCUGGUGCCCUGUCACUGACCUUGACUCCAUCCAGUUUGCGCUCAGAAGGGGCACGGAACACAGUGGCUCCACCGUGCCCUCCAUCCUGAACAGGAUGCAGACAAACCAGACUCCCCCAACCUAUAACAAAACCAACAAGUUCACAUGUGGCUUUCAGAACAUAGUGGAUGCUUAUGGAAUUGGAACUUACCGAGAGAUAAAUCCAGCUCCAUAUACGAUCAUCACUUUCCCUUUCCUAUUUGCUGUGAUGUUUGGGGACUUUGGCCACGGCAUUUUGAUGACCCUUUUUGCUGUAUGGAUGGUGUUAAGGGAGAGCCGGAUCCUCUCCCAGAAGAAUGAGAAUGAGAUGUUUAGCACUGUGUUCAGCGGACGGUACAUUAUUCUGCUGAUGGGUGUGUUCUCCAUCUACACGGGCCUCAUCUACAAUGAUUGCUUUUCCAAGUCUCUUAAUAUCUUCGGGUCAUCCUGGAGUGUGCGGCCAAUGUUUACUUUAUACAAUUGGACGGAAGAGACGGUUCGGGGAAACCCUGUCCUCCAGCUGAACCCAGCUGUCCAUGGAGUUUUCGGUGGACCAUAUCCUUUUGGCAUCGAUCCAAUUUGGAACAUUGCUACCAAUAAACUGACCUUCCUCAACUCCUUUAAGAUGAAGAUGUCUGUUAUCCUUGGUAUCAUCCACAUGAUGUUUGGAGUCAGCCUGAGCCUUUUCAACCAUACCUAUUUCAAGAAGCCACUGAAUAUCUACUUUGGAUUUAUUCCGGAAAUAAUCUUCAUGACCUCUUUGUUUGGCUACUUGGUUAUCCUUAUUUUUUACAAGUGGACAGCCUAUGAUGCUCACACAUCUGAGAAAGCACCAAGUCUUCUGAUCCAUUUCAUAAACAUGUUCCUCUUUUCCUAUGGGGACUCUGGUAAUUCGAUGCUGUAUUCUGGACAGAAAGGAAUUCAGUGUUUCCUGGUAGUGCUUGCGCUGCUGUGUGUCCCUUGGAUGCUGCUGUUUAAACCACUGGUCCUUCGCCAUCAAUAUUUGAGGAGGAAGCAUUUGGGAACUCUCAACUUUGGUGGGAUCAGGGUGGGCAACGGACCGACAGAGGAGGAUGCUGAGAUUAUUCAGCAUGACCAGCUCUCCACCCAUUCAGAGGACGCAGAGGAGUUUGAUUUUGGGGACACCAUGGUCCACCAGGCCAUCCACACCAUUGAGUACUGCCUGGGCUGCAUCUCCAACACCGCCUCCUACCUGCGGCUCUGGGCCCUCAGCCUCGCUCAUGCACAGCUGUCUGAGGUGCUUUGGACCAUGGUGAUCCACAUCGGCCUGAGCGUGAAGAGCUUGGCGGGAAGUUUGGCGCUGUUCUUCAUCUUCGCCGCCUUCGCCACCCUGACUGUGGCCAUCCUCCUGAUCAUGGAGGGCCUCUCAGCCUUCCUCCACGCACUGCGGUUACACUGAAAAGGCAAAGGCAGGGGUAUGAUUUGUGGUUUUCACUGUGGACACCGGACUGCUAUUAGCAGAAAGACCGUCGCCCCAUGGCCCGCCUUCACAGCAACCUCAUCCCUUCCUAGCUAACGGAUUCCACAUGAACACUCACAGACUGGGGGCUAAAGGGACAGAUUUGGGGACCAGUUUGUUGUAAGGAAUUCAGUGGCGCCACAGCAGGACCCCGCGGGGUGGCUGCCCAGGAGAACGAGAACACCUGAAGUGUGACCUCAUGGCCUCGGCACUGCUUGGAGAGGGACAGAACCAUCUUUCUAGAACUGCCUCCCCUCGGUCACAUCCCCACAGGCAAGGGAGGAGGCCCAGGCUUUCCCCUUCAUUCACUUGAGAAGACAUGGUUUCUGUCGUGGGGCAGGAGCACUCUCUCUCUGGACUCCCAGUUAGUCCUUCUGGGCCACUGGGUUGCCUUUUCCAGGUGCGGGAGCUGGCGGGGGUGACAGAGAACCCCCUCUGACUGCCAGAGGCUCUCCUCACAUCUGCUGAAUCCUGAGAUGCGUUUUAGUGGCCUGGGGCGUGGCGGGGUCCAUGGAGGUGCCCCGAGCAGAGCCCCUCAAGAAGGAAGAACUUGCAGGGCAGCCAGUGGGGCCCCGCUGUGCCCCGGCCCAGAGAACUUUGUGUUUAUCCUUUCUCAGGAAGCACCCAGCUCCCGGCUGGGAGGGAGGAGAGGGCGGGGAGACCAACAGGGAAACUGCUUCCAACUUUGCGCCGGGAGGGUGAGGUGAGCACGGCUGAGAAGGGAGGCGAAGUCAGGCUGACGCUGAGAUACCCAAGAUGUCCCUGGUGGGGGCCACCCUAAGUCACCUCAAGCAGCAGCUGGUGGGCAAGGUGGUGUCAGGUGGUGUGUCCGAGGGAGCGCCCAUCUGCCCACACAGCAGAACUUAUGUGCCCCCGUCCCAGGCGUGUGUCCCCUGAUGUAGAUGAGGCAGGCAGGGUGAUGCCAAGCGAAGGGUGGUGGUCCCUCAGGCGUCUGAGAACGUCUGCAGCUUCUCCAUUCACCCAGUCUGGAGUUGGAAUUGUUUGUGUGAUGAGCCAGCCAGAGGUCAGAGUUCCAGAUACCUCACAGACCCCAAGGUGAGUUGCCCACUGUCUGGCUGUACGCUGUUGAGCGGAGUGAAAUACCAUUGCCGUGUGCAGACACAGCGUACCCAGCGUGGAGGAUUCAGUCGUCACAGCAGUGGGCAGGAAGCAGGAACCUGCCCCCAUCCCCACCGCAUUCCCCCAGAGGAGGCCUCAGGAGCUGGGCCCUCUUCUCCAGGUGUUGGGGCUCAGGGCUGAGUCCUGUGACUGACUGCAGUUUGAAAUACCCUCUCCUGGAUCGCAUUUACUCUGAGGGAGGCUUGGCCGAGACACUGAUGGGAAUCCUCCAGGGGCCGGGAGGCUUUGGGGGCCUUGGUGUGGCCCCCAGAAUGUAGGGUCGGGGAGAAGGCUGCCUGUUCUUACGCCCGCACAGAAAAUUCUGUUCCCCUCUUCUCCCCAGCGGGUGGAGCUGGCCGCUCUGCAGUCAGCUCCUCAGCCAGCGCCCCAGGGCUGAAGGGGCCUCUGAGGACAUCUCGGGGCUACCAGCAGACAGUCCUCUUCCCACUCCCUUUUCCCUGAUUCCUCCCUUAUCUCGGAGGGAGGCCGCCCUGGCUGAAGACUGAGUGAGGGGCAUGAAGGUGGAGAGCGUCUUGGCGCCCUGCUGUGCAGUCACAGUCAAACUGCUGCCUGCGGCCUGCCCCAGGGAUCUGGGGCCCCCAGAGUCACACAGCACUGAGUGGAAACUAUUCCUCAGGGCAGCUCUCCUUGGCUUUCUUAUCCUCUGAAUCAUGCAUUUUUCUGCCCAUAUUUGGUGGUGAUUUGGUUGCUGGGCAGACAUCCAGGACGAAGUCGCAGCCUGGCUCUGCAUACAGGCGUGUGCUCCUUCCUGCCCCCUCAGAGUUUGAAGGGCCCAGGGAGACCAUCGGGGAUGGAUGCUGGGCUGCCGGGGAAGGGAGCUAGAGCUGUUUUUCCUUUCAGUCCCCAAGAGAAGAAUUCUUUCUUGGAUGCUUUUGUAGUUGGAGGAUGUUUUUGCCGUUGCUUUGAGAAGACUUCCCCUCCUAACUUCCCCCUUUCCUGGGAAUUUCCUCCCCUAAGUCGAAAGCCUCCACUGUUCACUAGCAACCCUCCCUUCUCCUUCCUCCCCCAAGAAGAGAAAUAAACAAGAAAACAGUGGCGCCUGCCAGGGUUCCUUGCGCUGAGCUGGUGGCUACUCACAAGCUUCCCUUGGAGGUCCGCUGUGGGCCCUGCCAGGAAGGGGGUGUUGGGGGGACUCUUUUUCAUCUUUAGAGGCUCAGGCCAGCUGAACGUUUUUUGCGCAUGGCCCUCUGCAGAGAGUUUUGCAUAAACACACUCUCCGCUGAGCAGGACGGAGCAGGAACUGAAGCCAAACCAGCGCACUGGUGUGCACUCUUGCCGAGGGCAGGCCCUGGGCGUCACGAGUAGGAGGUUGUGUUAGGAUUAGGGUUGUGUGUGCCAUGAGCAGGCCAAGGUCUGGGCUUUGUGGGCGGCAGGAGGCUCGGGGAGCUUGGGGUUGGGUCAUCUUUCUGGCCCAACUGUGGAGUCCCAAAAGGUUUCUGUGGAAUGAUGAGUCUCCUCUUCUCUUUCUCCAGGGUGGAAUUCCAGAAUAAAUUCUACAGCGGGACGGGUUUCAAGUUCCUACCCUUCUCCUUCGAGCACAUCCGAGAAGGGAAGCUUGACGAAUAAGCCCCUCGGGGGCUGUGCGCCCUCUGCCCUCCCCACUCCCUCCACAGUGAUUAGCUGUGCUCCGCUUGCCGUUGGUUGUGAUCCCUGGGUAUCAGGGCAUCUGAGUCAUCCCUGCCACCCUUCCCCCAGCCACCUGUGAGUCAUUUAGAUAGACCCAGCCCUUCCUGGGUCCCCUGCCACCUCCAGCUUUGUGUGUUGUAGUGCAGUGAUUUUUCUGGAGAGAAGCGGGCCCGAGCGGUCACUCAAACGCACUCCCACUGGGCACCCUCCUUGCCCUUCCAGCCUCUGUCCAGCCCUUCCUCUGCCCCCUGGUGGUGAAGCCAUUUGUGCAUUUACACAGGAGCCCAGAGCGCUUGGAGGGAGCGCCUUCGCUGUCCGCACCCUCCUUCCUGGUUGGGGAUGGGGUGCUCUUGAACACUCCCCACUCUUGGAUUAGCGGGGGUGGGUCCAGGAAGGUGGUGUUUCUGUCCUCUGCCCAUCCCCUCUGGUCUUCGAUGUGCUCGUUAAUCAGGAAUUCAGCUGGACCCAACUGUGCCAGCGUGCGUGGCUUCUCCCUGGCAGCCCCAAGGGCCCCUGGAUACCCUGCACCACCUUCCUGACCCCCACCCUAAACUCACACCCUUUCCUCCUCCUUCCCAGAAUGCCCCUUUAGCACCCAGCAUAACAUACACAGCAGGGUGGACCCAAAGCAGAGGUCCUGGCUGGCUCCUCUGGUGGCUGCUUCUCAGGCCAUGCGUGGGCCACAAGCACGCCCUCGGGGCAGAGGGUCCAAGUCCAUGCUCUUUCCUGGUGCAGACCCGGAGACCUUUCCCCACCCCCAAUCACGAGUCUUGAGUGCAGAACUGUAGUCAUCAGGGCUGGUUCUGCCUGCAGACCUGCCUUGCUCUGCCCACCGGCGCCCCUCCCCACUUCCACACCGACCCCAAGUGGAGCAAGUGGGUCCUGGGCAGGGAAAGUCAAUGUCAUUUACCAUUUGCUGAUUGGAGGCAGCUGGUAGGGCCACCAGUGUGUGCAGUUGUGAGAGCUGCAUGGCCCUGCCCUGUCAGGGCUGGUGGGGAGCGCCCCCAAAGGGCCACCGCCCCUGUCGCCCCCACGCCAGGACAUAGAUCUUGGGGCCUUUUAAUCAUGCGUUGGCACAGCAGCCCUGGCUGCCUCAGCUAAAUCGAUCCCCGUGCCUUCAGUGAGCAAGAGGACCCCCCUCAAUUGGCCGGCCCCUUCCCACCCCACCCCUACUCCCUGCUUGUCUGGGAGCUGCUUAGCGCUGCUCACUGGACUCUCCCAGGCUGGGCCGCCCGCCCCAGCUUCACCGUGCAGUAGCCAGUGUGACCCGACCCAGCCCUUGUGCAGAGCCCCCUUCCUUCUGGUCCCUGUGGUUUACAUGAUGAUCUUUGCUCUGUUUACGGCGGGGGUUUGAAGCAGAGUUCUUUAUCAGGAACCCUGCCCAAGGCCCUUCUGUUCAGACAUUCCUGUGCGGAAUAAAGUGUGUUUGACUCUGUCA
Molecule: messenger RNA, 6833 nt
Organism: Aethalodelphis obliquidens (Pacific white-sided dolphin)
Lineage: Eukaryota; Metazoa; Chordata; Mammalia; Artiodactyla; Delphinidae
Gene: ATP6V0A1
Product: ATPase H+ transporting V0 subunit a1
Exons: 21
Coding region: 143-2569 (808 amino acids)
Biological process (GO): proton transmembrane transport; vacuolar acidification
Cellular component (GO): vacuolar proton-transporting V-type ATPase, V0 domain; plasma membrane; vacuolar proton-transporting V-type ATPase complex
Molecular function (GO): ATPase binding; proton-transporting ATPase activity, rotational mechanism
Source: RefSeq, a predicted model, not a curated record